AGUAAGAGCGAAGGUGCGGAGAGAAAGCAGAAGAGAGGGACAAGUGACCGAGAAAGAGAGAGGAGAGAGAAUAGCAAAACACAGAGCAGAGAACAUAGAUGACUAGAGCAUCAGACGCUCAGCCUGAGAGGCAGCCGCGCUGGACAAAUGAGAAAAGGAGUGAAAGGAAGGAUAACUGGAUAGAAUGGAGGCAGAGAACGAGUGAAAGCAGCUCACUGCAGCACCUGUGAGCCACAGCCAGAAAACAGCAGCAGCAGCAGCGCCGUCAUCAUCAUCAUCUGCAGCAGCACUCCAGCCUCACUGACUUUGCUUUAUCAAAAGCCAGACGUGAUGGCAGCCUUAACCCCUACGGCUGGAGGUCCGAAUCGCUAAUUGAAGGAUAAAAUGCCCACCAGAGCCUCUGCACUGGCCCCUACAGCCCUCAUUCGUUCAGCAUGCGCUGGGAUAGCUCGCUCACUUGCUCACGUGGAAACAUCGGAACUCUCCGUCCCCACGGCAACAGCCACAGUGCAGCUAGCCCUGUUAGCAUUAGCUCAAGCAAUAGCAGGGACGUCAGGUAGCAGCUCACUAAGGAGCUUAGAGGGCAAGUACAGUGCCGAUAUUAACUCUAGCAAGUGGUCGUAGUAGUAGUAGUGGUAGUAGUACAAGUAGCUCAACAGACGUUUAAGCAUGAUAGAGAUAAUAUUACAUUUAGAUUUGUAGGUUUUUUUUAAUUAGCUUAACUUUGGAAAGUGAAGAGACUUUUUGCUGUAUUUACACUAGUCGUAGCAUAUGUAUCACCAGUAUAAAAAGCUAAUAUGCUCUCAGGUUUAGUUUGAUUGUUUUUCAGUACUUUAGCUGUAGCUGUAGUGUUAGUCUGCACUAGGUAGUUUUUAGCAGAGCCUGUUGUAUGAUUGUAAUUAGUGGUCAGCUGCGUUUGUGGUUGGUAUGGUGAGGAGAGCGGACGCUCUUACCCUACUGGCUGAUGAAGGCCUCCUGGAUACGGCUGCUGAAAAGAGCAAAGGGGGGUCGAGUCAAGAACGAUAUUGGAGGUUCGGCAGACUCAUACACCAGUCGACCGUCUGACUCGGAUGUGUCUCUGGAGGAGGAUAAAGAGGCUCUGCGCAGAGAGGCUGAGAGACAGGCUCAGGCACAGCUAGAGAAAGCCAAGACAAAACCCGUAGCGUUUGCUGUUCGGACAAACGUCAGCUACAGCCCUUCCCUGGAAGAUGACGUCCCUGUGCCUGGAAUGGCCGUGUCUUUUGAUGCUAAAGAUUUUCUACAUGUAAAAGAGAAGUUUAAUAAUGACUGGUGGAUCGGCCGCUUGGUGAAGGAAGGCUGUGAGAUCGGCUUUAUCCCCAGUCCAGUAAAGUUAGAAAACACUCGCAUCCACCAGGAGCAACGAGCCAAACAGGGAAAAUUCCACUCCAGUAAAUCAGGGGCAAACUCCUCGUCUAGUUUAGGGGAAGUGGCUCCAAACUCUCGGAAGUCUACUCCUCCGUCCUCAGCCGUGGAUAUAGACGCUGCGGGUUUAGAGCCGGAGGAGCCCGACCCUCCUCCCCAGCAGCGUUCUCCCAAAGCCAGCCCAAACACAGUCAUAUCCCCUUUAGCCCGCGAGAAACGAAUGCCCUUCUUUAAGAAGACGGAGCACAUCCCCCCGUAUGACGUUGUGCCCUCCAUGAGGCCGGUGGUCCUGGUGGGACCUUCACUCAAGGGCUAUGAGGUAACGGACAUGAUGCAGAAAGCAUUAUUUGACUUUCUGAAGCACAGAUUUGAGGGAAGGAUAUCCAUCACACGGGUGACGGCCGACAUUUCUCUGGCCAAGCGGUCUGUUCUGAAUAACCCCAGUAAACACGCCAUCAUUGAACGAUCCAACACACGUUCCAACCUUGCUGAGGUACAGAGUGAGAUUGAGAGGAUUUUUGAGCUGGCGCGGACGCUGCAGUUGGUGGUCCUAGAUGCUGACACUAUAAACCAUCCAGCUCAACUGGGCAAAACCUCACUCGCUCCAAUUAUCGUCUAUGUCAAGAUCUCCUCUCCAAAGGUGUUACAGAGACUGAUAAAGUCUAGAGGGAAGUCUCAGGCCAAACACCUCAAUGUGCAAAUGGUGGCAGCAGACAAACUGGCUCAAUGCCCUCCAGAGCUCUUUGAUAUCAUCUUGGAUGAGAAUCAGUUAGAAGAUGCCUGUGAGCACAUGGCAGACUAUUUGGAGGCCUACUGGAAGUCCACUCAUCCGGCCAGCAGCUCUCCAGCUAACCCAGUCUUAGACAAACUCACCACCUCCACUGCGGCUCAAUCGGAUAGUCCAGAAACACUGUCCAACCUGCAGCUCCAGGGCAUGGGGGGCAACCUGAAAACGGAGAAGUCGCUGGGCGAACGGAAGGGCUCUCAAGAGGACCAUCAUCACCACCAUCACCGUCAUCACCAUCGACUGCAAAAGCAGGGCAGUCUGGACCACGCCGAGGAUGAUGACGUUGAGGAGGAAGAGCCAGUGGCCAUGGAAGAGCAGAGACCGUUACGGAGCGGGCGGAGAGCACCACACGUACACCACCGCUCUUCAUCCACACGGACCGAACACCACAACCAUCACCAUCACCACCAUCAUCACCACCACCACAACCGCACGGCACGGACGCUUUCCAGGCAGGAGACGCUGGAGAGCAGAGAUUCAGCUUACACUGAGCCACGAGCUAGUCACGCACACACACACUCGCACACACACCACCCCCGCGAGGAGGAGGACGAGGAGGAAGAAGAGGAGGAGGAGGAGCCGCCUCUUCAGCACAACCACCAUCACCAUCACCAUCAUCACCGCGGAGACAGAGAGAGGGAGCAUGAGCACAGUGAAAGAAACAGCCGGCAGCGUGCUCCACAGAGACUGCAACGAGAACGCUACCAUGACUAAAAGAAAGCGUUCCACUGAGGGAGAGAAGAAAAGAGGAGAGACAGAGUGGGCGAGAGAGCAUUACCUAGAGUAGUGACACACCCACACACAAACACACAAUCACAACCACAAACUGCAUCAAACGUAACACACAUGUGCCAUUAUAAAAGUAAACUACUGUCAGGUCCACAGUUAUUGCCAACAUUGAUGAGUUUUGUAAAAACAUUGUAGAGAACAUUACUGAGAUUAGUUUCACAGGGCCAGAUGUACUUUUGUAACAACAAUACACAUCUGGGGACAACUUGUUAAACUUUUGAGGCGAAAUCAAGCGGACACGCCCUCUAAUAUCCACUCCUAAAUUCCACUAGUCUGCGUUCUUUUAACAUUUGGAGCAAAAACAAUAACAAACGCAAAACAAGCAAGCUAGCGAACCGAUACCGUUAGCUAAUGAAACUGUUUUUCCCUUGCAGGAGGUUCAUUUUUAGCAAAUGUAAUGUAUUCCCAGCAUACACAACACACAUCUGUGGCAACUAUCGGGGUCCAAACACUAUCACUUUAUGGAGCCACUAUAUAUGGUGGCUUCAAUUUAUAGUAGAUGAAGGGUCUCAAAAUUAGAUUUAUCAUGCACUUUAAACCUAAGUUAUGGAAGGCAACAGAUUUUAACAAAUAAAUAAAAAAUACAGAGAAAACAGUACACAAUUUGGACAUGACUUUUAUUUGCAUUGUUGUUAAACUCAGUGAACUAAAUAAUUCCACAGCAUUUACCCCUUGAAUGUAGUCUCGGAUCACACUGGAUUGCAAGUUACAAUCACAAAACAUAGGAAAUACAUAGGUAAUAAUAAGAUAAUUAAAGAUAAAGAAAUAAUUGUGGACAAAGUAUCUAAAAGCUUUUCAAGAUUUUCUGCCUUGCUGUCCACUGGGCAGUGUUGAUGAACACACCACAACUUCAGAAGUUGCUGAACUGGUUUAGAAAUUUCACACUAAACUUGUUCCCAUAAGUCUACUUUUCUACCUACAUUUAGCCCAAAAUCUUUUUGUUGCAAGAUCACGUCUAGCCCCGCGAGACUAAACGGAGAUAUGAUUAAGCAGCACAACAUGAGGGACAUUGUUAUUGCAAAUAACAUCACAGAUGUGAUUUGGUCACACAGCAUUUGUGAUAACACAUUCCUGAAGUGUUCUAUUGCUCUUCUACAGCAGCUUGGGAAAGUAAAAAGUAAACCAAAGAAGUGUAUCAAAUACACAUUUUCAACACUGGCAAUUUCUUAAGCUAAAAAAAGUUUUAGCAGCUGAAAGUGGUUUCCCUGCAAACUAGUGGGCAGCAGAAUGAUAUGUGUGUAACAUGCAGUUACCAGAUACAACAAACACAGGAAGAGCGCUUUAUUAUAUAAUAAAAAUGAAUUGGAAAUGACAAAAAGGUGCCACAGCUAUCACCAUACUGAAUCAUGUUUUUACCUUUUUUUAAUAAAGCUGUUUUUUUUAAUAAACCUCCAGACUCCUUGAUAUGACUGUACUUGUUUUAUUCAAGAACUUCCCCAAUGAUUUAGAGGAAUGUCUGGGCUCAUUUUUUAGUACCACCUUUGGCCAAGUCUCAGAUUCUUGGCAGUGACAGUUGAGGUUUUGGGCUACUUGGAGGAAUUUAUUAACUACUGAUGUUUAAAAUGGCCUCUGGACCACUGGCAGCAGAUCAGCCCCCAAAGCAUCAAUAGAUUACUUAUUUCAUGGUAUGUCCCAUCCCUAUUCAAAUGCCAGAAACAUCAGUGGUCUGCAUGGCACAUGGCAUAGCAAGUUGUAGUGUCAUCUGACCAUAAGAUCUAGUUCCAUUCAAGCUUCGAGUUUAGGUUUACUGAAAAACUAACACAAUAAAUGUUAAAGGGCCCAUAUAACAGAAAACCAAACGUUCCUCACUUCUUUGAAAUAAUAGAGUCCGAUGUGAUAUGUAAAAAGUUUUAAAACGUACUGUUGACUCUCCAAUCCAUAUGUGCAAACUAAGCUGCAAAAAUGGCCUGUUUUGAAUUUGUUGUUUCUGUGAUGUCAAAACAUCCACUGCAUUUACAUAUAUCAUUACAGAUUGGCCGGCCAUUUCACAAUGAAGUGUUUCACCAUGAACUUUUUUGAAUGAAGCCCAAAACAGUCCAGCCAAUAAGUGGACCUCAAAGGGGGGGGGGGUGUUAUAUAAAAUGAAAAAUGUGAAAUCUUCAUGUAGGUUAUCUGGACCUGGCAGUAUAUUACAAUUACACACAGAUAGACAGACAGAGACACACACACACCCCAUGUGCUGCUAUCCUCUCUCCUGGAUUCUUGGCUGUCAGUUACUAUGCCUCCUUUGUAAAGACUGGUGUUUUUAAAGAUGACUAGAUUCAUGUAAAUAACACAUGUAUCCAUGCAUACUUGUUCUAUCUAUGUGUGGACACAGGAAUAUUAAACAAUAAAACUGAGUAAUUCUUCAUUUCCUUUGACAUGAAUGAUCCAAGUUUGUCUUUCAUAUCUGGCUGGUCUGUCAGUCAAACUUUUUUUUUCUUUCCCAGCUUUCUUCUGUUUCUGGUAGAAAAAAAUAGCUAGGUAUAUUCCUAUUGCAUUAUGACUACUGUUUGAGUUUGGUUAGAAGGAAAUACUAAUUUAAGUGUAACAUUGUGAUGUGUGAAAUUUUUCUUGCAUUUUAAUAGUGACUGAAUGAUGUUUAAUACAACUGCACAACUGUGUUUUGCCUUACACACCAGAAAAAAAAUCCAAAUAGUUUGAAACACCUUUUCUGACUGCUUGCAACAUUUUAUUUUCAGUUUUACAUUUUACAUUUAGUUUUCCAAAACAAGAUGGAAAUUUUCUUACUGGAAGGUUGUGUGAUGCUUUGUGCAACUGACACUCUAGAGCAUUUUCCUAAUGUCCUGCAGUAGGCAGCAGUCUGUCAUGUGUGAACUGUCUGCUUCAGAAAAUGUAGGUUUGGGAUGAAACCAGAUGUUCUGCAAUAUUCAUAACUGUGUUCUUUCUUGAAGAGUGAAUGGGGAGCGUGCGGAUUCGGGUUUGUGGUUCAGAGUGCUCUCACAGGAGGAAUGUAUUUGGACUAACUGUGAUUAAUAGAGGGUCACAGUACGCUGAAACAUAGAGGACACUACUAGGAAAUGAUCUUUUACACCGCAGUAAAGUCUCCAAGAUAAGAAUAAGCUGGUUACAUUUACCUCAGUGUGAAGUUUGACUGUUGUUACUGUCGCUCAAGCACAAUGCAGAAACAAAUGCACAGUUACUUAAGCACUAUUUGAAAGUCAAAUGUUCAAUAAACUGAAUGUACAGAAAAAUAAAAUAGCCUGUGAGGAGUAAUGGCUGAUAUCAGGAUGAAA
This is a messenger RNA of Pygocentrus nattereri (red-bellied piranha), 6195 nucleotides long. RefSeq names its product calcium channel, voltage-dependent, beta 2a (gene cacnb2a). Gene Ontology annotation, cellular component: voltage-gated calcium channel complex. Lineage: Eukaryota; Metazoa; Chordata; Actinopteri; Characiformes; Serrasalmidae. The coding region runs from base 965 to 2884 and encodes 639 amino acids. The record is from RefSeq and is a predicted model, not a curated record. Gene Ontology annotation, molecular function: high voltage-gated calcium channel activity; protein binding. The transcript is spliced from 13 exons. Gene Ontology annotation, biological process: calcium ion transmembrane transport; regulation of voltage-gated calcium channel activity; neuromuscular junction development.